Molecule: messenger RNA, 5068 nt
Organism: Bubalus bubalis (water buffalo)
Lineage: Eukaryota; Metazoa; Chordata; Mammalia; Artiodactyla; Bovidae
Gene: TNFRSF8
Product: TNF receptor superfamily member 8
Exons: 15
Coding region: 381-2171 (596 amino acids)
Biological process (GO): signal transduction
Molecular function (GO): protein binding; transmembrane signaling receptor activity
Source: RefSeq, a predicted model, not a curated record
CGGGUCUGUCAAAUCCGGGGCGGGCCAUUCAAACAGCAAAAGGCGAGUGUGGCUUUCCUGAGUCAUCUCUGCACGUGUGUUCUCCCAUUUGUCUUGACCGCUAAGUAGCUGCGUUCCUGGAAACAGGAACUGGGUACCUAGUGCGCCUCGGGUGGUGGUGGAAGGGAAAGGUUAAGGCUGAAACUUCGGAGAAGGAGCGUCCUCUUUUGAAGUGACUUCGCAGCGUGCGGUUGGGGCCUGCGAGGUGCGCCGAGGGUCUGCGAGGUCCGCCCGCGCUUGCGCGGCUCCUGGUCUCUGGCACCACACGUGGGCGCAGCGCGCCACCCAGGCUGAGCUGGUGGGCGCGGGCUGCGAGCCCAGUCCUCCGCCCCGGCCCCGGGAUGCGCGCCCUCCGCGCUGUGCUUGGUCUGUUGCUCCUGGGGGCGCUCCGAGCCUUCCCGCAGAGGCGAGCCCCUGAGGAUGACUGUCUUGGAGACCUCAGCCGCUACUAUGACAAGGCUGCCAGGAAGUGCUGUUACCGCUGCCGUGAGGGGUAUUCCCCGAAGCAGCUGUGCCCAGAGGGGUCCCACCACUGCGAGAGGCAGUGUCUGCACGAUUAUUACUUGGACAGCAAUGACCGCUGCACAGCUUGUGUGAGCUGUUCUGGAGACCUUGUGGAGAAGAAGCCGUGCUCGAGGAACUCCUCCCGCGUCUGUGAGUGCCGGUCCGGCAUGUUCUGUGGCACGUCAGUGGUCAACUCCUGUGCCCGCUGCAUCCGCCACUCUGUCUGCCCAGAAGGGAUGGUUGUCAAGUUGCAGGGCACAGCGCAGAGGGACACCGUCUGUGAGCCGGGUCCCCCAGGGGCCAGGCCCAACUGCAGCGCCAGCCCACAGGACUGCAAGGGCCCCACCAGUGGCGCCAUCCCCCAGGCCAAGCCCACCCUGACCUCCCCAGCAAGCCCUGGUGCCAGGACCAUGCUUCUUGGAGGGGACAUCCCUCUCGCCCCAGAAGAUGCUUCUAAAAUGACUCCCAACUCCAGCUCCUUCGUGGUGAAGCUCAAUCCAGAUCCAGGGCUGACCCUGCAGCCCCCGUGCCCUCGGGGGUCUGCUGACUGCAGGAAGCAGUGUAACCACGACUACUACCUGGACAGGGACGGUCGCUGCAAGGCCUGUGUGACAUGUUCAGGAGAUGGCCUCGUGGAGAAGACACCUUGCACAUGGAACUCUUCCCGAGUCUGUGAGUGUCAACCUGGCAUGUUCUGCGCCACGCCAGUCACCAAUUCCUGUGCCCGCUGCGUCACCCGCCCCAACUGCCCACCAGGGAUGCUCACCAAGCUCCAAGGUAUGGCUGAGACAGCCACCACCUAUGAGCCAGUUCCACUAGGGAGCCCUCCUGACUGCAGCACCAGCCCAGAGGACCAUGAGGCGCCUGCCAGCCCCACCCCCUCCUUGGUCUCCCUGGCUGACUCCUUGACUGGUAAGGAGCAUGGAGGGGGUGUCACCCACGCCUGGGAGGACACCCCAGGCUCAACCAGUGCUCCCAUCUCCUUCUCCUCCACGGGAAAGCCGGCUCUGGUUUCAGGACCUGUGCUCUUCUGGGUGAUUCUGAUGCUGGUGGUGGUCAUCAGCUUCAGCUCCUUCGUCCUGUGCCACCGGAGGGCCUGCAGGAAGUGGAUUGGACAGAAGCUGCAUCUGUGCUACCCAGUCCAGACCUUCCGGCCCACGCUGGAGCCUGUGGAUUCCAAGCCGGGGAGGAACCCGAUACUGACCAAGAGUGUAUCAGUGGCAGACCCAGGCAAUGAGGAGCAGGGCUUACUGAGCCGCCCGGCCAUGGAGACCUGCCUGGAGAGCCUGCGGCUGCUGGAGGCCAGCCCAGUCAGCAGCCCCCCGUCCCCCACAGACCUACCUGAGCCCCGAGGGACCAUGGAGCAUACCAACAACAGGAUUGAGAACAUCUACAUCAUGAAAGCUGACACCGUGAUUGUGGGGACUGUGAAAGCCGAGGUGCCUGAGGGCCAAGGCCCAGUGGGGCCAGCCGGGCCUGAGCUCGAGGAGGAGCUGGAGACGGACUAUGCCUCCCACUACCCAGAGCAGGAGACGGAGCCACCGCUGGGCAGCUGUGGGGAUGUUAUGUUCUCGGUGGAGGAAGAAGGGAAGGAGGACCCCUUGCCCACGACUGUCUCUGAUAAAUGAGGGCUGGACUGGGGCUGAGAGGGCAGCUGGGUGCCUCUGGAAGGCCACGGUGGCCCUGGUGGCACCACACCGGUGGCAGAAGCCCGUCUGGCCUGAACUGAGGUUCCAGCAUCCAGUGGUGGACCCAGCCUGUCAAUAUGGGAGGUCCCGAUGUUCUAUACUUGUAUCCCCACUCAGCGCCUCCCAACCCGGACCUUGGGGAGCCCGGGCCUGUGCGGCAGAGACAGACAAGGGGCUAGAUCUGAAUGACCAGGAGGGCCUGGGCCCCUUGCCUUCUGCUGCUGCCAAGAAGAUGCCCAGAGUCCUGGGUGUCAAACACACACACCAAGCAGAGGCUGAGGCCACGAGGCGCAUCCCCCCAGACCCCACUUUCUCCAUCACCCUGGCCUCAGGAGUGAUGCCCUCCAGGCCUCACUACUGUGCGAGCCACCCCUAGUUACUGUGAGUGGCCCUUUGGGCAUGGAGCCAAUGCCUCUGUUUGUUUCUCCUGAAUCAGAAGGGAAGUCAAGAAAUGGGUUGUUGUCUGCCUGCCCCGUUUUGGCUGCAGCCACAGCGCUGCACUCUGUGCGGACGUGAGUCCCCAGUCUGGCCUCCAGCCCUGCCUGGGCCACUGGGGCCCUCCUGGUCUUGCCAGUCUGUCAGUGUUCUAUAGCCUGCUCCACAGUGGGCCCAGGGCCCAGCGCAUGUCACUGUUCCCGAAGCAAGAGGCCUCCGGGACCCAGCUACCUGAAGAUUCUCAGCAGCCAUGGUGCCCUUGCCCAGAUGGAGGCCCUGCCCACCAGCUGCUGCCUGGAGAAAGGCCUGCUCUGCUUCACCGAGGCGGCUUCCUUGCUAAAUGGAGAAGGGGAACUGUAGGCCCUUCUUGGGUUCUUGCCUGCUCUGUGGGCACCAUGUGCUCUGUCCUGGGUCACGAAGAUGCAUCCUUCCCAGAUCUGCUAGGUACACAGAUCCUGAUGGUCCCAGGCCCAGCCUCUGGCUCCAGCCGCUCAGCUCCCGUGAUAGAGACUGGGUGAUUGUGCUCAGUCGCGUCCGGGUCUUUGCGAUCCCAUGGACCCCACAAGGUGCGACCCCACCAGGCUCCUCUGUCUAUGGGAUUCUCCGGGCAAGACUACUGAAGUGGGUUGCCAUUUCCUCCUCCAGGGGAUCUUCCCCACCCAGGGACUGAACCUUCAUUUCCUACAGCUCUGGCCUUAGCAGGUGGAUUCUUUACCACUGAGCCACCUGAGAAGCCCAAAAGGCGAUUUGGGUGUUUGUGCUCCUAUGGAUGUCAAAAAGCUCCCUGGUCUCUCCCAUUCUGCUGGAAAACAAAGAACAUUUUGUUGUUCAAUCUGGACUUCAGGAGUUUUGCGUUUCACAGUAGAGAUCGAGUGGCCUGACUUGGGGCUGCGGUGUCCUGCUCUCCUUGGGGCUCUCAGACUCAAGUCAGCAAACAAGCAGCCUUGGAAAAGGAGUAUGGGCAGAUGCUAAGUCUGCCAUGGCCCCGGGACACACAGUCCAGGCAGCCUGGAGGCUGUUGGAAUUACCCGCUGGAAGGCAGGCCGGGGAAAGCUGCUGUUUACUCACCAGCCCACUCAGUCUCUGGAGGAAGUUGAGGCUGGGUCAGGCAUCACAAGGGUAGUUUCUGAAACCACUCAGAUGUUUUGGGGAAAGUUGGAGAGACGCUGGACGCUGUGAGAGACAGUUUACAUCAGAACCUGAUGUUUAUAUGGGCUGGACAACUGCCAAAAUGCCCUUUUCAAGGACAGUAUGGGUGCUCUGCAACCUCCUGCCACUAUCCCCACCCCCCAACCCCAAAGGGCUCUGCAGCCAUGACUUGAGGAUAUUGACAUAUGCUUCAUGGAAUGACAGGCUCCCUCGCUGGAGGGCCUGUCACAAAACUUUGAUCCUUUAAAAAUUCAUAAGUUCCCUUAGAAAGCAAUCACAAGGCUCAGGAAAUUCUCCCUGAGAUUUGAGUAUGUCUGAGCAGAAGGGUCUGAGCGAUCUCUCUCCAGUCAGGACAGGGGUUCCCCCUUUCUCUCUGCCCCCAGACACCUAGGCUGUCAGCCUCUGGGGAGAAGGAGCCCCCUGUCUGCUGAGACAGCCAUUCCCACUACUGGAGGUUUUUCCCUGUGGAUGGAGGCAGACUAUUCCUUGUGUAACACCCACUCCCUGGUUGGUCCAAGGCCCAGCCUUUGAGGAUACUCAGAAUAAAGCCCUCAGGUCCCAAGGUUCCCUUUGGGUAGGAGAGAUGCAUGGUUUCCCCACGAUCCUUCUUCCCUCUGGGCUGAACCCAGCAGCACUCCAGCUUGGGAAAGGGAGUAACUUAGUAGCAGCAUGAAUGCCCCAGCCUUGGGGAACCCAGAGAGGACCAGGAGUGAAUGUAAGCCUUGGGCUUAGAGUCAGAGCUAGGAAGGUCAGUCUGCCUCCCUGGUGUCAACAAAAAUUCAUCUAUCUAAGAAAGAAUUGGAAGACUUUAUUUGAGCCAAAUGUUAGGAUUAUAACCUGGAAAGAGCGUCUCAGAAAGCUCUGAGGACUAUUCCACCCAUCAGAAGUCAAGACACAGUUUAAGUUUUUUGAGACAGAGGGCUGUACAUUAAAUGACAUAUUAUUGACCGGUUUACAUCAUCCAGAUCUAAGUGCCAUCUUGGUGGGUCAUGUGACCCCUUAUAAGACCAAGAAGGAAUGCCGUGUUUUAAGGAAUUGUCUUGUUGAUGCUAUGAGUACGUGACUGGUUGAGCCGGUGUUCCUGCUGAUAGAAGUCUGGUUUGAUGCAUAAUACAGAUACACAGUGCAGUGGGAGGAGUUCAGUUCAGUUCAGUUCAGUUGCUCAGUUGUGUUCGACUCUUUGCGACCCCAUGAAUUGCAGCACGCCAGGCCUCCCUGUCCAUCACCAACUCCCGGAGUUCACUCAAAUUCAC